Ceratina calcarata is the source of this 1237-nucleotide messenger RNA. RefSeq names its product acyl-CoA Delta(11) desaturase-like. The transcript is spliced from 4 exons. Gene Ontology annotation, biological process: unsaturated fatty acid biosynthetic process. NCBI's taxonomy places the organism in Eukaryota, Metazoa, Arthropoda, Insecta, Hymenoptera, Apidae. The record is from RefSeq and is a predicted model, not a curated record. Bases 24 to 878 code for a protein of 284 amino acids. Gene Ontology annotation, cellular component: endoplasmic reticulum membrane. Gene Ontology annotation, molecular function: iron ion binding; stearoyl-CoA 9-desaturase activity.
AUUGACUAAAAUAUUUUUUAGCGAUGGCUAUAAUGGUAAUAUCCGCGUUGGGCAUCACAGCUGGAGCCCACAGAUUGUGGGCCCAUAGAGCGUACAAGGCGAGGUGGCCGUUACGGUUCUUCCUGAUGAUCUGCCAAACGAUUGCCUUCCAAAAUCACAUCUACGAGUGGGUAAGAGAUCAUAGAGUGCAUCACAAGUUCACGGACACUGACGCUGACCCUCACAACGCGAAACGAGGAUUCUUCUUCUCCCACAUGGGCUGGUUACUCGUCCGAAAGCAUCCGGACGUGAUGAACAAAGGCAAGACUGUCGACAUGAGUGAUUUGGAAAAUGAUCCAAUCGUCGUUUGGCAAAAGAGAUUGUAUCUGCUCUUGAUGCCGCUGUGCACUUUUAUCAUACCGAUGUGGGUGCCUUGUUACUUCUGGAACGAGAAGCCGCUCAAUUCUUGGUACGUAACCAUGAUGAGAUACGCUAUAAGCUUGAACUUUACGUGGCUAGUAAACUCGGCCGCGCACAUCUGGGGAAUGAAGCCUUACGACAAGAGCAUCAGCCCCGUGGAGAACAAGUGGGUCGCUAUACUAACAGCGGGGGAGGGAUGGCACAACUACCACCACGUGUUCCCAUGGGAUUAUAAAGCGGGUGAAUUGGGCUUCUACAAAAUGAACUGGACCACAUUGUUCCUCGAUACGUGUGCUCGAUUCGGAUUGGCGUACGAUAUGAAAACCGUUCCCACCGAUGUUAUCAAGAAACGGUCGGGCAGGACCGGGGAUGGUACGUGGGAUCAUCACAAUAUCGAGGAAGCGAGAUGGGGCUGGGGCGACAAAGACAUGAAAGCCGACGAAGUAAAUGAAGUUGAAAUCAUCAACAAGAUCGAAUAAACAGGGGAUCAGCCUGGACCACCAAAAACCAACGUUCGCUCGAUUUGAUCGAUCGUUCGCAACGUCAGUAAUAAUCAAUAUUCCUCGUACAAUAAUGUUAUAACGCGGAACGGAAAGGCACAAAUGAAAUACUAGUUUUACUCUGGGAUUGACCGACGACCUCUUUUCGUGUUCGUCUCUAAAUGUUAAUUACUACUCCAUAUUAAAACAAGAUGCAUAUCCAAUUUAGAAUCGUAGACAUGCUUUUCCUAAAAAUGCACGUUUCACAAAGUUAAAUGAUUAUCCAACGACAAUUAGUUUGUAAUAAUCGAAGGAGAAUUAAUUAUUAAACGGGCCAUUCGUGGACAUUUUGCAGCUAA